GGAUACGCACUGCGUAACGCACGACUGGUCUCUCUCUCUCUCUCUCUCUCUCUCUCUCUCUCUUCCGUUACCUUAUGCCCGCCGCUGUACCGUCGACUGGAGACGCCGACCAGGAAGCCGACACCGCCAUCUUCCUCGUUCUCCGUCGCUAUUUCCGUCCGCGCAUCGCCGAAGGAGAGGAGCAACCGUCCGUUCUCUCGCUCGUCUCCGCCGACCAGGGCAGCGCCGCGACUCGCCGUCGACUUCAGGAGUUCCGGCGACAUUCUCCUCUUUUUCCUCCGUCGCGUGCAGCAGGCCGGCGAUACCAGGGAGGAGUUGCAGCGGCGAGUCCUUCCCAAUCCAAGGUUGAAUUCAUCAAAUUUCGAGUGAAUCGCCCAACGGGGCUGUUUGGCCUGGCUUCGGGUUCGGGCAGCCGGGGCGGCUACCGGUGGGGGUGCCGGGGUUGUUCCGGCGACGAUGGGACUGUUCCGGCAGGGGCAGCGGGCCGGAGGAUCGAUUCCUUGGGUUCAAUUCCGCGCAGGGACAGGGGCUUCAACCCGCCCAAAGUGAAUCUCCUUUGGGUUUCUGAGCUGGCCCUUUUAUAGCAUCGCUUGGGGUGCCAUGACUCAAAGUAGUUGAUGUGGAAUAAAAUUAGGACAUGAUG
Molecule: messenger RNA, 643 nt
Organism: Cuscuta campestris
Lineage: Eukaryota; Viridiplantae; Streptophyta; Magnoliopsida; Solanales; Convolvulaceae
Source: the annotation of a GenBank genome assembly